This is a messenger RNA of Fusarium vanettenii 77-13-4, 414 nucleotides long. RefSeq lists its product as uncharacterized. The transcript is spliced from 3 exons. The coding region runs from base 1 to 414 and encodes 137 amino acids. The record is from RefSeq and is a predicted model, not a curated record. Lineage: Eukaryota; Fungi; Ascomycota; Sordariomycetes; Hypocreales; Nectriaceae.
AUGGCUUUUGCUCACCAGCUCGAUCUUGUAGAUCGUCAGUGCAACUUGUGCUUUAACCCUCUGCCACUCACUGAGGAACCAACUCCGGAAAUCGAAAUUCUCUUCCCAGUCGACAUGCAAGGCGCCCUCCUGACAAUGAGUGAAAACAUCUCAUACAUGGAUGUCUGCCUCGAUGCCCAGGAGCAAAUCUGCGGCAUUUGGAGAUCUGCCGAAGCUAUCGACUGCUUCCUUCGACCUCUUCAAGGAACAGCCCGGACGAUGCUCGUGGAUCGCUUGAUCAUGCACCAGCAAGCCCUGAACGCGGCGGCUGCGAGGCUGCACCAAGACUUGACCAACUUUAUGCAGUCGCUUGGAUUCAUGGGACAGCCAGAUGGCUUGGAGGAUAGGGCUUGGAAAAUGCGUGCCACAGAUUGA